AGCUGCCGAGGGACGGGGAGGGGGGAAGGCUUGUCUGUGUCAUGGCCGCGACAGCCCUCGGGUGGGAUGGGCUCUGCUGGCUCGGGCCGCUCUGUAGAGUCGGGAGCGGGCCGCGACAGCUGGGCGCGACCCGCCUCAGGGCGCCGCUGCCCGCUGCGGGGCGGGCAGGUAGGGGUAGGCCCGUCACCCUGUGCGAGGUGGUCCCUUCCUAGCUGAGGGCAGCGGUUGUGGAGGCAGGGCCUCUCUUCAGUGAGGCCUGAUGGUAAUGAUCCCGAACGAGCGGUGUAUGUUGCUCUUCAGGAGCUGGGAAGCUCUCUGCCUCGGCUGUAGGCUUCCAGUUUUGGACGGGAUGAUGGGAUCUGUAGCUGCACUUCAGGCCUGAUUUUUCCAUUUCAUUCAUGCUGGGUGCGGACAGUUUUGCUCUUCUACAGUUUUUGAGUCAGGUAUAUCCUCUUCAGAAGUUAUUGUGCAUGCUUAGUUUUGUUUGGUGCCAAUUUCUGUGUGUGUCUCAAUAAUUGUUUAUAUUUUGGUGCGUUGUCACAGCCUUCCAAUGGAGAUAAAAGCAGUUGUCAGAAGAUAUGAAACAAGAAAUAAGACAACAGGAACAGGACUGUCAUCCAAAUCCCGAGUUGAUUGGAGACGCACUAGGAGGGAGCUCAUACUACUUGACAGCGAUGAUGAAUCCUCACGUACCUCUGAGGAGGAAGAGGCUACCACAUCAGAAGAUGAAGUAGAUGAAAAAGAUGAAGCUGUUCUGAAGAACAGCUUUUCGGAUCAGGAAAAGAAAAGCCAUGACGGGGAAGUAACAGAAGAUGGUGAGGAUGAGUGCAUCAUGCCUGGAAAGCGUAAAAGGUUGAACACCUCUGUCUUGUAUGACAGUGAUGAAAGUGAGGACAGUGAUAUACUUGUUAGAAAAGUUUUUGCUAAACGCCGCUGUAUAAUGGAUGAAGAUGAGAGUUCUGAAGAACAGCAGCCUGAUAAAACCUGCUCUACAGAAAAUGUUUCUACUAAUAGGAAACAGAAAGUGUUUGCAAAAUUGAAAGAACUUGCAACACGAAGAGCAACUCGGAGAUCCUGCAGCAGUGAAAAUUGUGAGGAUUCUGAUGAUGAUGCAGAAGUGGAAUCACUCUGUCACUUGUCCCUCACACCAGCAGAAGGUAGUGAAACUGACAGUGACAGCAUGAAAGAUUUUAUAGUAGAGGAAGAGGAAGAUGAUGAUGAUGACAACACAGAGCACAUAAAGAGUGAAAACCAGCCACAACAGAAGGAACUAAAUACAUCGAAUAGCGAGUUGCUGGCAUACUACAUCCCACGCUUAUCUCGCUGUGAUCAUUCUGUACACUUUAAAAGAAUAGUAAAGGCUUUCCUCAUAAAUGCAAUUGAUGACACUUUUCUGAGCUCAUUAUAUGAUGGAACAAGACAAAAGCAGUAUGCGCAAGAUAUGUUGCUCUCACUCCAUUAUUUGGAUGACCGCUUCAUUCAGCCUCGUCUUGAGAACUUAAUCUCUAGAAGUCGCUGGAAAGAUCGAUACAAGGAGCGUGUGGAUUGUUACCCAGAUGUUCGCAUCAUCUUGAAAAAUCCAAAAAAUAUGUCUUGUCAGGCGUGUGAAUUGAAUCGCUAUUGCAAGUUUAAUGUGCUGCUCUCUGGAAAGCUUUAUAAUAGUAGAACUUUGGAAGCAGAUGACUUCAUGUCAGAUGACAAGCAGGAGGUAUAGAAGGUAAAUUCCUUUUCUUUGUGAGUGUAAAAGAAUUUCUGAAUACAGCUGAAGUUCCUCACAGUAUUUGCUGAAAAGUGUCAGGACAAGUUUUAUUUACAAUACAUGUUGAAAUGGAGUAUAAUAGGAUUUCUUAUAUAAAAAUAAAGUGAAGCCCUCAUCAGACUGGAAGUGCACCUUACUGAAGCUCAAGCCUAUAUUGUUUGGAUCUUUGCAAAUAUUCCACCUUAGAAAUUUGAGGGGCAUCAGUGUGAUUAUCAUUAUGUCAUAUUGGGCUCUGCGCGUAAUGGAGAAUCUAGGAAAAUUUAUGCCACGUUUUUUCUCAAAUAGAUUACGGAUCCUUCUGAGCAGCAGUUGUUAAUACACUGUUUUGGUAAGUCUGUGUGUGCGUGAUAGUCAAGAGAGCAAGGCUUUUCCAGCAAAGGCUUUUCCCCUAGUUUAUUGCAGGAAAACAGUAAGUCCUUGGCAAUCAUACUAGCACUGAUACUGCAGUCCGUCGUACAGUUAUUGUUUUUCCUUACAUACGGGUCUCUAAAUAUAGAUCACUAAUUUAAAAAUUUUCAUUUUUUCAUGGGAAGUGUGUGCCUUACCUAACCAGAAGUAAUAAGUGAACUAGCACAAGAAUUUAAUCUUUACUCAACUUCCAACUUAACUGUGGAAAUAGCAGCAGCAAUUCCCUCACUGCUGUCCAAACGUUGUCCUACAUAAAGCGUUGACUAUCAUAGAAUCAUAGAAUGGUUUGGGUUGGAAGGGACCUUAAAGAUCAUCUAGUUCCAACCCCCCUGCUGCGGGCAGGGACACCCUCCACUAGACCAGGUUGCCCAAAGCCUCAUCCAGCCUCGUCUUAAACACUUCCAGGGAUGGGGCCUCCACAACCUCUCUGGGCAACCUGUUCCAGUGCCUCACCACUCUAACAGUAAAGAAUUUCUUCCUAACACCUAAUCUAAAUCGACCCUCCUUCAGCUUAAACCCAUUACCCCUUGUCCUGUCACUACACUCCCUCAUAAACAGUCCCUCACCAUCUCUCCUGUAGGCCCCUUCAGGUACUGGAAAGCUGCAAUUAGAUCUCCCCAGAGCUGCCUUUUCUCCAGGCUGAACAAUCCCAACUUUCUCAGCCUGUCCUCAUUGGAGAGGUGCUCCAGCCCUCUGAUCAGCUUCGUGGCCUCCUCUGGACUCGCUCCAACAGCUCCAUGUCUCUCCUGUCCUGGGGCCCCCAGAGCUGGACGCAGUACUCCAGGUGGGGUCUCACAAGAGCGGAGUAGAGGGGCAGAGUCACCUCCCUCGACCUGCUGGUCACACUUUUUGUGAUGCAGCCCAGGACACGGUUGGCUUUCUGGGCUGCAAGUGCACACUGCCAGCUCAUGUUGAGCUUCUCAUCAAUCAAUACCCCCAAGUCCUUCUCCUCGGGGCUGCUUUCAAUCCAUUCCUCACCCAGCCUAUAGUCGUGCUUGGGAUUGCGCCGACCCAUGUGCAGGACCUUGCACUUGGUCUUGUUGAACUUCAUGCGGUUCGCACAGGCCCACCUCUCGAGCCUGUCAAUGUCCCUCUGGGUGGCAUCCCUUCCCUCCAGCAUGUCGACCACACUGCACAGCUUGUUGUCAGCAAACUUGCUGAGGGUGCGCUUGAUCCCGCUGUCCAUGUCGCAGACAAAGAUGUUGAACAGUGCUGGUCCCAGUACUGACCCCUGAGGAACACCACUCAUCACUGUUCUCCACUUGGACAUUGACUAUUUUUUACUUUGGGAAAAACUUGACAUAUCCUACUGAACAUUGAACUAACUUACUAGUUCAAUUUUGUCCUCUUCAUUUUAAGAGUAGAAAAUGAGAGCUUUUUUUGCCCUGUGGACCCCAGCAUCUGGUGAGAUGCCUGCUAUGUGCAUGCUCAGUAUAGCUCAGGGGCUGUAGAACAGACCCAGGAGAGAGUUACUGAGCACUUUCCAGUAAUUUUUGAUAGUGUCUUUGUAAUGCAACAUGCGUGUUCUUAUGGUGACCUGUAAUUUAGACAGCUUAAGGUACUGUUCUCAAGUAGUCUUUGAAGUUCUCCUGGCAAUGCGUUGAUCAACUUGUCCUGCGAAGUGGGAAAAAAGAAAGGAGGGGAAAAAAAUUAAAAAGGCACACAGAGCUACAUAAAACUAGCACUUUAAGAACUUAAUUGACUGAAAGAGAAGGCAGUUCAGCACUGGCAGAUCAGAUUGAAUGGAAACACGUAGUUGGACCAUUUUCUACAGUUUUAUUUGAAAAUACCCGAGAAAAGUGGAGAGAACAAAAACAGACCUCCAACCCUCCUCUUCUGCAUAAAACUUUCCUUUUCUCUCAUCUCUGAAGUAUUCUGCUUUGCCAGUAGAAAGAGAAGAGAAACAGCUGUUCGAGUUUUGCUUAGGCUUGCAGUGAUUGUUCUGAGUGUAGCUGCCAAUUCUCAUUCCUCCGUGGUCAGGGAGAUUUGAACAGUUUAGAGGUACAGAUGUCCCCCACACUUCUUUGCUCCUGUGUCACCUGGAUUAUAAACUGUUUUCCACACUCAGUCUUGGUGUUCUGCUUCUGUUUUUAAUCAUGCUUAGAGGACAUGAAUUCGGUCACUACAUGUUGUGCUAUUGUCAGGCUGUGCUCCUGCAUUCCGUACAAAGUGAUUUAACACAACUUUGGCUGAUAUGGCCAGCUUGAGUAGAUAAGUUAAGCAUUAGGACAGAGUCACUGAGAACUGCAAGGGGAAAAAAUCAGAGUGAGUACAGUACUGAGAUUCUUUCCAAAGCUGCAUUCUGGAAUAGCAUUGUAUUUUUAGACAAUCUUUCUUACUUUAAAAAUGCAACACGUAAUUACAUUUUAUGAUAUUUAGCUAUUUGCCUCUGGCAUUUCUCCAGUGUAGAAAUACUUUACACCUUGCACAUAAAUGAGCUGUGAAGCUCAUUGCCACAUGAUACUUUAGAAGCUAAAAGUGUUAGUGAGUCCCAAAAUGGAUUGGACAGGUUAUUGAGGAAGCUUCUUCCACACUAUGGAACGUCAUAGUUGUGAUGAUACAGACUAUCUUAACUGUUGACUGCUAGAAGCUGUAUGGUAAUGUUAUGAUUGUUCUGGUGUUUCUCCUGCAUCUUGUACUAACUUCCUAAGUAUCUCCUGCGAGCUGUUGUUACAGGGGAAGAACUGGGCCAUCAGUUUGAUGCAGAAUAGUUAUCUCCUGUUAUACAUCACAUAAUGUUCCAGAUGCCACACCUUGUUGCUCGUGAUACUUGGAAAAUUAUGACAUGGUCUAUGAAACACUUCAGUUCUUGAUUGUUUCAGUAUUUGAAAUGGCACUUCUGGAAAUUUGAAUGAAUCAAGGUUAUGCAUUAGUUAGUAGGUCUUGCAGUUCAGAAGCACCUAUAGCAGCAAACACAAGCCUUAGAUUUUUAGUAGGAGAGUAGGAAGUGGAGCUGCAUAUAGGUACAUGUGCAUGAUCAGUAGAGAUUUGCAAUAUAGUAAUAGGAAUUUUUUAUCUCAAGAUGGUUAAAAUUUCAGUUGAUAACCAUCUACUGUAAGCCAGAUCAAAAGUUCUUUUAAGUGAGCGUGUCUGUUGACUUCGGUGAUACUACAUCUGCUUACAUCAGUUGAGCUACUGGUGAAUAUAUUUAAUUUCUUAAUUCAUAUAUUUAAGAAAAUAUAUAAAUAAUACAUGUAAAUAUAAAAUUUGUUUAUAUAAGCUUUAUAAAUAUGAAUAUGCUUUUCUGUUACUGUCAUUGUCGGUAGAUACUGCUAAUGUGAGGUUGUACAGGUAGGUCAGGUGUUUUGGGUAAACCUUUGGUCAUGCAUUCAGAAAAGCUUCCUGAAAAUGCGGGUUGUAAGCAUUGAUUAAGACUUAAACUUCUUAUAAUGGAAAAGAGUAUUCAGAUUAUUACCAGUGGCAGCAAUAAAGGGUAUCACUGUUGUGGCUCAGAAGGAUCAUUUUGCAAUAUAUAUCAUGGUUGGUUUUUUGAUAUAUGUGCAUGUAAUCUGAAAUAGCAAUACAAUUGCAGUUCGCAUUACUGAUGCAAAGAGCUUUGACUUUUAGCCGUUUAUCUGGUUCUUACUCACAAAGGUGUGACAAGACAUCAGUCCAAAACAAUGCUGCCCCUGAAGGAUAAGUCAAUGAUGGUGGGGGUUUUUCAGUGAAACCAAAUCGGUUUCUCCUGUAUGUAUCAGGAGCUGAACUUCUUUACACUUGUAUUAAUUAUGUUGCUUUUGAAUGUAGAAAACCUGGUCUCUGAAAACCAGCCAGAUGAUAGAGAUUUCCUACCUGACAGGCUUUGUCUCCAUGGGUCGGAGUAGUAACCUGUGGGUCAUUUACAGGGGAUAGAUUUCUCUUCUGAUUUGCCAUUCUAUGUACUUGAACUACUUCUCUUGUGGAAAUGGGACAAAACUUACUCCUGUGAAACACAGGAUGUCCUUAAAUGCAGAUGAACUUUGAAUCUUUCUCCCUCACCACACCUCAGAUUUCACAUACUCUUAGUGAAGAUUUAGGAUUGCCAAAGAAUCUCGUAACCAGUAUAUUAGUCAAUACUUUCAGGUAAACACCUUCACCACUUAACAUCUUUGUAUAAAAUCUGAGUUCAAGGCAUGUGCAAAUACUUACCUGUAUUUAAUGUUAGUGCUGAUAGAUGAUAAUGAAUCUACACUAUUCCUUGCUCUGAUUAUGUAUUUGCAUGUGUAUUUACUACUUGUUUAUCUAUAAAUACUGCUGCAAAGAAAACUGUUAAGUAAGACAGUUCUGCCUUUUCUGCAUGGAAACUGUGGAAGUAAAACUGGUAAUAACUGGGAGAUGCAGAGGCUUUGAUUUCUGCAGCAUUAUGGCCUAGCUAUACCUCCCAGACAGUUACAGAUUAACAUUUGCAUUGUAUAAAACCUCAGGUUUCAGGGUUUAUUUUUAUGAAAUCCAGUCUCUCUCUAUUAAAUAUGUUUCUAGGCAUAUAUUUAUAUUCAUAUGUAUUUAUUGAAAAAAUCUUGAAUGUUACGCAUUCUGCAAAGUGCUAGAACUGGUGUUUCAUGUCCCUAUGAAGUACUACAUAUUAAGCAAAAGUAAUCAAAUAAUUUCUCUUCCUCUGCUUUCACAAUAUGAUGGUUGUCUAAAAUGCUGGUGAUUUUGUAACAAAGUUCCACCAGGAGAUAUGAAAGAUACUACCAAUGAUAAACAUGGUUGCGCUGGCAAGAAAACAGUACUGAUAAGCUGCCUUUGCAUAGACUUGCUGGCUGCCUGCUUGCUCAAAAAUUAUUCUGCUGUGGCUGUGAAAACUACAUGGUUUUGUGCUGAUUUUAUGCAUGCAGUGUCAUUCUGUUUAUUUCAUUAUUCAAAAAUUCUUACUAGACUGACUGAUAAAAUCUUACUAGACUGACUUAGCUGUUGUUUAUAAUGUCAAGAUAAUCACAAUUGUAUCAGAGAGAAUGAUUUGU
Messenger RNA from Grus americana (Whooping crane), 7110 nucleotides. RefSeq names its product coiled-coil domain containing 82 (gene CCDC82). NCBI's taxonomy places the organism in Eukaryota, Metazoa, Chordata, Aves, Gruiformes, Gruidae. The transcript is spliced from 7 exons. Gene Ontology annotation, cellular component: nucleus. The record is from RefSeq and is a predicted model, not a curated record. The coding region runs from base 551 to 1714 and encodes 387 amino acids.